Molecule: messenger RNA, 1229 nt
Organism: Zea mays
Lineage: Eukaryota; Viridiplantae; Streptophyta; Magnoliopsida; Poales; Poaceae
Exons: 2
Coding region: 11-892 (293 amino acids)
Molecular function (GO): zinc ion binding; nucleic acid binding
Source: RefSeq, a predicted model, not a curated record
AAUUCCUAUUAUGGCCUCCAGUUCUGAUGUCAUUAAGCCUGAAGCGUUCGACGGCGCAAGCUUUAAACGCUGGCAGAUUAAGACUCGCAUGUGGCUCACUGACCUAAAAUUAUUUUGGGUAGUGACGUCGGCUGUUCCCCAGGCUGCAUCAGAUGAUGCUGAUGAUGCAGCGAAGGCCGCCGCACUAGCGGAGAAGGCCAAGUGGGACGAAGCCAAUGAGGCAUGCUUGUCUCGUCUGCUGAACGUCUUGUCGAACCGCUUAUUUGAUGUGUACUCUCGUUUCACCUCCGCCAAGGGUCUAUGGACUGAACUUGAGAACGAGUUCUCUGAAGUUGACAAUGGCAAUGAGUCAUUCACAACGGAAAACUACCUCAACUAUAAAAUGGUUGAGGGAAGGUCUGUUAUGGAGCAGCUACAGGAGAUUCAACUCCUUGUUAGGGACUUGGUCCAAUAUGGUUGCGUCCUACCAGACAGUUUUCAGGUGAAUGCAAUACUGGCAAAGCUCCCGCCUUCUUGGCGAGACUUUGUGACUUCACGCCGCCACAUGAAGAAGCAAUUGACUCUCACUGAGUUGUCAGCUGCGAUUAAUGUGGAAGAGCGUGCAAGGUCCAGUAACAAGCCAUCCCAGCAACUCCAGGCUCACGUUGUUGAGAAGGGUGGAGAUAGAAAAUUCCAGAAGAAGAAGAACUCUCCACAGAAGAAUAUGAACCAACCUAAGUCCAAAAAGAUGAAGAAGAAAAAGGAGGACUUUAUCUGCUACGUUUGUGGAGUCUCGGGGCAUACAGCUCGGAGAUGCAAACUUAGGAAGGGAAAAGGUCCUCCACCUCAGCGCAAAGAAGGGAACGUGGUGGUUAACUCCACCCCAGGGGAUUCAACAGCGCACCAGUCUUGAUGGGAAAUGGUGUUCCGGCAGCAGUUCGAGGUACUGGACAGGUCUACCUGAAGUUAACUUCAGGAAAGACGCUCGUGCUGAAGGACGUACUCUAUGUGCCAUCGAUGAGCCGGAACCUCAUUUCAGUGUCGCUGCUAUGUCGACAGGGUCUCAAAUUAGUGUUUGAGUCUAAUAAAGUGGUCCUGUCUAAGUUUGGUACUUUUGUUGGAAAGUCAUAUGAGUCAGGCGGUUUGUUCCGUCUUUCUGUUUUGAACAAUCAUUCUUCUUACCAUGUUAAUGUGGUCUGUAAUAACGAUUCCAUUAAUAAUAUAUGGCAUUCCCGUUUGUGUCAUGUGAA